UGCACAAUACACACCAAAAAGAGUGUUGACACGUUGACAGAACAUUUGGCAAGUGCCUUAUGAGAACUUAAUUUUUAACAAAAAAAAAAACAAAUUAUUUUUAGCCAGCAAGCGAGUCACAAGAAUCAAGACGAAACGGGUUAAUUGAACAGCUGAAGUAGCCGAAGGAGAAGAAGAAGAAGCUGAGAAAAGCCGAUAUUGACGAAUAACGGGGAUUUGAGGGCCUGUUUGUCGUCGGAUGCUGCAGCGUGGCAGCAAACACACAGCACCCAAAUACACACACACACACACACAUACGCUUUUAAUUAUAAACUAGCCGAAUACCAAAUAGUCAACAAGCAAUAACAAAAAAAAAAAAAUGCGCGACAACCAAAGCAAAAACUGCAACACCAGCAGCAGCAGCAGCAACAGCAGCCGCAACAGCAGCCGCAACAACAAAUGGACAACAUUGAUGUGUUUGUCGUUGUCGCUAUCAUUUUUGGUGUCGUGCAGCGAAGCCGUUGAAUUUACAUUCGAUUUGGCGGACAAUGCCGAGGAUUGUUUCUACGAGGAGAUCAAUCGGAAUACAAGCGCCUAUUUUGAAUUUCAAGUCUCCGCCGGCGGCCAACUGGAUGUGGAUGUUGUGUUGAAGGAUCCAAAUAAUCAGAUCAUCUAUUCGAUGGAUCGAGCGACCUUCGAUAGCCAUCAGUUUACGGCGGAGAUGAAGGGCGUGUAUACGGCAUGCUUUAGCAAUAAAUUUUCAGCGUUUUCGCACAAAAUCGUCUACGUGGACUUUCAGGUGGGCGAGGAGCCAGCGCUGCCCGGCGUCGAUGAGCAUGCGACGGUGCUGACACAAAUGGAGACGUCAUCGCAGGCGAUACACAAGGCGCUCAACGAUAUCCUUGAUGCGCAGACGCAUCAUCGCUUGAGGGAGGCGCAGGGACGCAAACGGGCCGAGGAUCUUAAUCAGCGUGUCAUGCUUUGGUCAUCGGUGGAAACGGCGGCCGUUGUCCUCAUUGGACUGCUGCAAAUUUUGGUGUUGCGCAAUUUCUUUACGGAUCGCAAGCCCAGCCAGACGCAAUAUGCACGCCUCUAGAAUAGUUAAGGAUGAAUCUGAAGGAGAAUACACACAGAAUGCAGGACACACACAAACAUUAAAAAAACAGGAUGCAGAACUAUCUCUUCAAACCAUACAUAUAAAUUUACAUACACAAAUACGAUCUUCUUGGGCUAGCUCCUCACAUGUAUUCCAUUCCCCCCCUGGUCAUCUAUCGAUAAUUGUUUUUUUUUUUUUUUAGCCACGAACCCAAAAAAAAACCAGAGCAGAAUGCUAUUUUUUUGCCUAAAAUAUAAAGAAGCGAUAAAAAAAAACAACAGCAAAAAAAAACACAUUAAACAAAAAACAAUGUAAAAUGCUGCGUUUGUCCUUUUUUUGCCAAUAACAAUUUCGUUU
Molecule: messenger RNA, 1432 nt
Organism: Drosophila grimshawi
Lineage: Eukaryota; Metazoa; Arthropoda; Insecta; Diptera; Drosophilidae
Gene: p24-1
Product: transmembrane emp24 domain-containing protein 3
Exons: 2
Coding region: 359-1075 (238 amino acids)
Biological process (GO): Golgi organization; intracellular protein transport; endoplasmic reticulum to Golgi vesicle-mediated transport
Cellular component (GO): Golgi apparatus; endoplasmic reticulum-Golgi intermediate compartment; COPII-coated ER to Golgi transport vesicle
Source: RefSeq, a predicted model, not a curated record